AUGAACUCUCAUUUUUCCCCCUCUCUGCUUUUUUAUUAUUAUUCUACAAUAUACGUUUUCUCUUUCUUUUUACAAUCUCUUUUCUCGUGUGUACCCUCACUUUCUCUCUCUCUCUUUCCCCUUUCUCUUUCCACGUAUGCACUCUCACUCUUUCUUUCUCUCUUCCCCCUCUCUUUACUCAUAUGCGUUUUCUCUUUCUUUUUACAAUCUCUUUUCUCGUGUGUACCCUCACUCUCUCUCUCUUCUCUCUCUUCCUUUCCUUUCCACGUAUUACUCCCUCACUCUUUUUUUCUCUUCCUCCUCUUUUACUCAUAUCGUUUUCUCUUUUCUUUUAAAUCUCUUUUCUGUGUGUACCUCACUUUCUCUCUCUUUCCCCUUUCUCUUUCCACGUAUGCACUCUCACUCUUUCUUUCUCUCUUCCUCCUCUCUUUACUCAUAUGCGUUUUCUCUUUCUUUUUACAAUCUCUUUUCUCGUGUGUAAUCUCUCUUUCCCCUUUCUUUUCACGUAUGCACUCUCACUCUUUCUUUUCUUCCCUCUCUCUUCCCCUUUAUACAUUUUCUUUUUUUUUUUUACAAUCUUUCUCGUAUACUACCCUCACUUUCUCUCUCUCUCUCUCUCUUUCCCCUUUCUCUUUCCACGUAUGCACUCUCCUCUUUUUUCUUUUCCUCUCUUUUACUCAUAUGCACUUUUCUUUUCUUUUUCUUUCUUUUCUCGUGUGUACCCACUUUCUUUCUCUCUCUCUUCCCUUUCUCUUUCCACGUAUGCACUCUCCUUUCUUUUCUCUCUUCCUUUCUUACUCAUAUCGUUUUUCUUUCUUUUUACAAUCUCUUUUCUCGUGUGUACCCUCUUUCUCUUUCUCUCUUCCCUUUCUCUUUCCACGUAUGCACUCUCACUCUUUCUUUCUCUCUUCCCCCUCUCUAUACCCAUAUGCGUUUUCUCUUUCUUUUUACAAUCUCUUCUCUUGUAUGUACCCUAACUUUUUCUUUCUUUUCUGUCUUUUUCUUAUAUGA
Molecule: messenger RNA, 1011 nt
Organism: Acanthosepion pharaonis
Lineage: Eukaryota; Metazoa; Mollusca; Cephalopoda; Sepiida; Sepiidae
Source: the annotation of a GenBank genome assembly